Messenger RNA from Botrytis sinoallii, 929 nucleotides. RefSeq lists its product as uncharacterized. Gene Ontology annotation, molecular function: mRNA binding; structural constituent of ribosome. The record is from RefSeq and is a predicted model, not a curated record. Gene Ontology annotation, biological process: maturation of LSU-rRNA from tricistronic rRNA transcript (SSU-rRNA, 5.8S rRNA, LSU-rRNA); translation. NCBI's taxonomy places the organism in Eukaryota, Fungi, Ascomycota, Leotiomycetes, Helotiales, Sclerotiniaceae. The transcript has 4 exons. Gene Ontology annotation, cellular component: cytosolic large ribosomal subunit; ribosome. The coding region runs from base 1 to 384 and encodes 127 amino acids.
AUGUCGUCCGGAAAAGUAAAGACUGGCCAACUUUGGUCCAAGAACAAGGCGGACCUCGCAAAGCAACUUGGAGAGUUGAAGACUGAGCUCGGUCAAUUGAGAACUCAGAAGAUUGCUGGAGGAUCUGCUGCUAAGCUCACCAAGAUCCACGACGUCCGAAAGUCAAUUGCCAAGGUCCUCACAGUCAUUAACGCCAACCAACGCGCACAACUCCGUCUCUUCUACAAGGGAAAGAAGUACCUUCCUCUCGAUCUCCGAGCCAAGCAAACUCGUGCCAUCCGUAGACGUCUCAGCAAGCACGAGAAGGAGUUGCAGUUGGAGAAGACCAAGAAGAGAUCGAUGCACUUCCCACAAAGAAAGUUCGCUGUUAAGGCGGAGGCUUAGAUUUUCUGGACGUAGGUGUUUAUGAUUGUGAGGAUGGCUGGCAUGGUGCCUUUUGCCUGGUUUGUUUUCGCACGGGUCACGGUGUAUCAUCGAAAAUAGCAUGGCUAGUAAAAAAGCCUUUUCCAAUAAAUCAAACGACUUGAGCAAAACAACAAAUGGGUCCUUUGGAUUUGGUGUGAUAUUUUGUGCGAGCGGUUACGCAUGGUUCCGAAAUCGAAGGAGGGGUUCGAGACUUCUAUGGCCAUUAUACCCAGGAACUUGCGAAUGUCGAUAUUGGGGAGAGCUAUGAACGAUUGCAGCAGUGAUCUCGAACAAGCUGUUAUAUUUCACAAUAUGCUGUGGCUCGUGCUUGAAAUUUUGGUCCUGGUUGGCACAUUCUACCGCUACCUGAAGAUCCCCAUGAAGAAGCCAAUGGACACGAUUAUGCCAUUCUAUGUUGAUUUUCCCUUGUACCAUUUGCCAGAUUAUGUCGUCAUAAUGAAACCGAUUUCAUUUCAUUUUUACCCUUGCACUCAACUCCAGCAUCUGCCUAUUGAUUCCAACCA